AUGGUUUGUACUAGCUCGGUGGACUUUACCAUUCAGGGCCCCAACCGGUCGUUGGCAUUUUCGCCCGCUCGCGGGUUUGACGUGUGGAUGGGCAACAACCGCGGGACGACCUUCUCCAAGUGGCACCGCUCGUUGAGCGCGGACUCGAAGCGUUUCUGGAGGUUCAGCUUUCACGAGCUGGGGCUGUACGAUUUGGCGGCCAUGGUGGACUACGUGCUCGGUGUGACUGGGAGUGAUCGGUUGCAGUUUGUUGGGCUGUCGCAGGCUGCGGCAACCUUCUUGGCGUUAACCAGUCUGAGGCCGGAGUACAACGAGAGGUUUGCUGGUGUCCACUUGGUGGCUCCGGUGGCGUUCUUACAUCAUACAACGAGUUCCUUACGCGUACUUACAUCGUACUUGGAUUUGGUUAGUGAAAUUAGUCAUGAUUUGAGAGGGUACGAACUGCUUGGGAGGGGAUUCGACGGUUCCCCCAUGGAUGCAGUAGCGAUUGCUGUGAAGUCCGGAGUAAUACCAGUGGAGAUGGUCCUCAAGGGUGUUUGGAUGCUAUUUGGCUACCACGACUCAAUCGAACGAUCGCUAGUUCCCGAGAUUAUGCAAUACACUCCGGCAGGAGCCUCCAUCUUCCAGGUGAUCCACUUUAUGCAGAUCUUCAAGGCCAAAAGAUUUCAGCAGUACGACUUUGGCACGGUUGAGAACCUCCAGCGGUACAACUGCAGCGUUCCUCCGGAAUACCCGCUAAACAGGGUAACAGCUCCGGUUCACAUCUACCAUAGUUCGUUCGACCAUCUGAAUCAACCUGGGGAUGUUGAGGAGCUCAUACGACGACUACCGAAUGUGGUGCAGAAGUAUCAAGUUCGAGGAUGGAAUCAUUUGGACUUCUUCUACAGUUCUGAAGCUCACGUGCUGUACAAAGUGAUUCUUUCGACGAUAAAGAAGAGUUGA
Culex quinquefasciatus (southern house mosquito) is the source of this 942-nucleotide messenger RNA. Its product is annotated as lipase 1. The record is from RefSeq and is a predicted model, not a curated record. NCBI's taxonomy places the organism in Eukaryota, Metazoa, Arthropoda, Insecta, Diptera, Culicidae.